Messenger RNA from Gallus gallus (chicken), 2655 nucleotides. It is a transcript of the gene CBLL1, whose product is annotated as Cbl proto-oncogene like 1. The record is from RefSeq and is a predicted model, not a curated record. The transcript has 7 exons. The coding region runs from base 888 to 2228 and encodes 446 amino acids. Lineage: Eukaryota; Metazoa; Chordata; Aves; Galliformes; Phasianidae. Gene Ontology annotation, molecular function: ubiquitin protein ligase activity. Gene Ontology annotation, biological process: protein ubiquitination; regulation of cell adhesion.
CUCUCCCACAGCGCCCCGCGCCGCGCCAUGGACCACAAUGGUGAGGAGGGGAGAGGCGGGGGGCUGCCGGGCCGCAGCGCCGCCGGGAGAGCGGCUGCGCGCGAGGGGGCGGUGGCGCGGGGCUGGGGGCCGCCCGGCCCGGUCCUCGGGAAGGCGGCGGGACGCGGCGGGGCCCUGGGCUCGGGCGCGGGGCCUGAGCUGUGCCCUGAGCGCCGAGCUCGCGGUCCCCUCCCCCAGCGGCCUCAGGCGGCUGCUCCGCGCUCCGUUCGGCUGCGGCGCUGCGCUGCUCGGCCCGCUGCUGUGGGUGAGCGGGGCCCGCGCCGCUCUGUGCUUCUGGUGUUCUUGUUUUUCCCCUAGGGAACCUUGCGUUAUAAAUGCGUCAGGGUUCGUUUUUAUGCUCUGCUUAUGAAUUUUAAGGAAUCCUAAAAUACUGAAAUAAACAGGGAAGCCCUGAAAGAUGACCGCCUAGGAGAGCGCAUCGCUUCUGGUUAUAUCCUCUGCAAGUCAAAAGAUUUGGGCUCAUCUGCUGUACUUUUUUAGGGGCGUAACCCAGCUGGGUGUGCAUCCACACACCAGAGCGUGUCAUCCUUCCGGAGACAGGCGGGAGCAAAUAGGAGCAAAUCCUGCCCGGGAUAUAGACUUAAGGGCAUCUGAACGUGGGUCUAACAAUGGGCUUUGUAGAAGUCUGAGUCUUUGUGGCAAAGAGCUGACUGAAAGUGCCAUUUUGUCAAUUCACGUUCCUAUUAAAAUGGAAGUGAGACAAUGAUUUGCAAGGAACAAAUAGUUCAGCGUCAUUGGGUGGUCUUGACGUUCGCAGAAGAAUCCCAAUAAAGCUGAUCUCAAAGCAGACCAAUAAGACCAAACCUGCACCUCGGGCUCCCAGAGCUAUGAACAGGAUGCCUGCAAAGACACAAGCUGGGGAUGAAGAAGAAUUUGAUUUUAAUGAAGAGGAGCGAUACGAAUGCAAAGGAGGUGAAAUGUUUGGAAAUCAAAGGAGAUUCCCCGGACCCAUAUUCUGGGACUAUAAGAUAAACUUGCUGGGGGAGAAGGAUGAUACACCCGUCCAUUUCUGUGAUAAGUGCGGACUGCCCAUCAAAAUGUAUGGGCGCAUGAUACCUUGCAAGCAUGUUUUCUGCUAUGACUGUGCUAUACUGCAUGAGAAGAAGGGAGACAAGAUGUGCCCUGGCUGUAACGAACCUGUCCAGCGCAUCGAGCAGUGCGUGCGAGGGUCUCUCUUCAUGUGUAGUAUAGUGCAAGGGUGCAAGAGAACUUACCUGUCACAGAGAGACUUACAGGCUCACAUCAACCACCGCCAUAUGAGAGCUGGAAAGCCCGUGACUCGUCCUCCUCUUGAACCCGUGCAUCCUCCCAUUGCCCCUCCGCCUGCUGAGAUCCCGGAGCGUUUCAUAAUGCCGCCUGAGAAACAUCACAUGAGCCACAUUCCCCCGAAGCAGCACAUCAUGAUGCCGCCGCCUCCCUUGCAGCACGUGCCGCAUGAGCAUUACAACCAACCGCACGAAGACAUCCGCCCCCCUCCUGCCGAGAUGUCCAUGGCUCCGCCGCCGCCCCGCCCGGUCAGUCAGGACACCUUCCGCAUCUCUACGAGAAAACACAGCAACUUGAUCACCGUCCCUAUUCAGGAUGAUUCCAAUUCGGGUGCUCGAGAACCACCUCCACCUGCCCCGGCACCUGCUCAUCAUCAUCCCGAGUAUCAGGGCCAACCGGUGGUAACGCACCCGCACCAUAUUAUGCCUCCGCAGCAACAUUAUGCGCCACCCCCCCCUCCGCCUCCUCCAAUAAGCCAUCCUCUGCAGCAUCCUCCCCAGGCGGCAGGCACUCCUCACAUGGUGUAUAGCCAAGCUCCUCCGCCGCCAAUGACCUCUGCUCCUCCUCCGAUAACCCCGCCGCCUGGACAUAUCAUUGCCCAGAUGCCGCCAUAUAUGAAUCAUCCUCCUCCGGGACCUCCCCCUCCUCAGCACGGAGGCCCUCCCGUAAAUGUCAGUGCCCCCCCUCCCCAUCACUAUAACCCUAACUCUUUGCCGCAGUUCAGUGAGGAUCAAGGAACUCUUAGUCCCCCUUUCACACAGCCAGGGGGCAUGAGUCCAGGGAUUUGGCCGGCUCCCAGAGGGCCGCCUCCUCCUCCAAGGAUGCAGGGGCCUCCUGCUCAGGCCCCUCUUGCUGGACCUCACCAUCCCGAUCAAGCCAGAUACAGACCCUAUUACCAGUGAUCUGAGCAAUGUAUGAAUAGAGAGCGCUAUGAAGAGGAUAAAACUAUAUACAGCAGCCUUUUAAUUAAUUAUAUGGGGGUUGUUUUGUUUUUGUUUUUUUAAAUACUGUCAUUUUGACUGUAAGACGUUUUGGGGUUUGAAUCUUUAAUGAUUUUUAAGCCUUGGCUGUAGGACUCUGACUUCAAAUACUCUGUAGUGCUAAAAUAAGUGGCUUAGUAGACCACAGUUGCAUUUUAACUGAACUUCUGUCUAUAGUGUGGCUAAUUGUCCUAAAAUGAACACUUGUAAUAUCACUUUCUGGAGAAAAUGAACAUGUGUUGUACCAUUCUGAAUAUUGUUUUUGUUUAAAAGCCGAUGUUUAGUUUUCACUUGUGAUACAUUUUUGUUAACCCGUGUACAAUAAUUAAAUUGAACUAUGGUUGUAAAA